GCGAGCUGUAGGACCAGGUCCAGGUACUGGGGCUUUCUCCGUGGUCUUGUUCGCUCUCAGCCGUUGAGAACAGCCUUGAGUUGAGGAAAUUGUGGCCGGACAAAGAGCGAGGCAGUUCUGCUCCCUGUCGCCCUGGCUGGCAGCUGCUAAGCCUGUGCACCUGCAGCGCGUCUGGCGGGAGAGGAGUGGCCCGGUCCUCUGGGGAUGUUGGGGCAGGCUCUCGCCCUCACCCUCCUCCUGCUCCUCCAGGGGCAUCGGGGCCAAGGUUCCGCUGAACGUGUGGUUGGACUCUCAGGACAGCAACUCUUCUUACAGCCCCUCGGGGUGCCGACAAAGCACAUAAACUCUGCCCAAUGGAAGGUGAAGUGGUACUUAGCUUCGGAAUUUUCCGUGAUACUGACUUGGAAGAAUGGGUCUGAUGUCAAAUACGUACCCCAGACUAGUAAUCAUUUCGACAGUACACUCAGUUUUACAACCGAGAACUUAGCGCUUCUCAUCAAGGCAGUUCGGCUGAACCACAGUGGCUGCUACAACCUGGAGGUGACUGAUGAGAAUGGGAAGGUGGAUAAUCACUACUUCCAGGUUUCUAUAUUUGAUCAUAUCGAGAUGCCCCAAAUACUGAAGGAGUGGAGGGUCCUGGAAGGAGAUACAUGUCAACUGUUUCUGUCCUGCUCGGUCUCGAGCAGUGGUAACGUGAGCUAUGCUUGGUAUAGAGGGAGUGAGCUGAUCCAGACAGAAAUGAAUCUCACCAGAUCAGAAGAGCAGGUUGUCAAUGACUCAUACAUAUAUACCUGCAACGUCAGCAAUCCAGUCAGCUCGGCAAACCACACCCUCAGACUCACCCAGGGCUGUCCGACUGCCAGCAAGCAAGACAACUUUGUGUACUUUCUGGUGAUCGUCGGCAUUUGUCUACUCAUACUGUUCCUGGUCACCCUCACCUGCUUCUGCGUGUGGAGGAGGAAGAAGCAGCAGUCAGCGGCCUGCCCGGGGGAGCCUCUGACGGUUUAUGAAGAUGUCAACCACGUGCAGAUGGGGAGGAAUCAAGAGCAGAACCAGAAUCCGCCUGGGGAAGGGAGCACCAUCUACUCCAUGAUCCAGUCCCAGUCUUCUGCUCCUACAUCACAAGAAAACAAUACGUUGUAUGCAUUGGUACAGCCUUCCCGGAAGUCUGAAUCUAAGAAGAACCAGAGCUCUUCCUUCAGUCAUACUAUCUAUGAAGAGGUUGGAAAGAGACAACUCAAAGCCCAGAACCCUGCUCGGUUGAGCCGCAAGGAGCUGGAGAACUUUUGCAUAUAUUCCUAAUUGCUGCAGCUGUUCC
Molecule: messenger RNA, 1318 nt
Organism: Nyctereutes procyonoides (raccoon dog)
Lineage: Eukaryota; Metazoa; Chordata; Mammalia; Carnivora; Canidae
Gene: CD244
Product: CD244 molecule
Exons: 9
Coding region: 205-1302 (365 amino acids)
Biological process (GO): natural killer cell activation involved in immune response
Cellular component (GO): external side of plasma membrane
Molecular function (GO): MHC class I protein binding
Source: RefSeq, a predicted model, not a curated record